UAUCGCCCCUCACUCUCUUUUCCCCUCGGGCCCUGUGUUAGGAGCUUUGCAGCAUCAGUGCCUGUUUUCAAGCUCCGUCUCCUCGCUGCAAACGUGAAUGAACUGAGUACUGAUGAAAAUCACUGUUUUAGCCGCUUCCGUUCGCUGGAGACAAACCGACUCAGAAGCGAAACGAGUUCACCCUAGUAGUCUAGCACUCGCUUUUUAACCAUCUCCUAUUCACGAGGCAUUUCGGAACCGGAACAACCUACAAGUGACUUGAUCAAUGACUGAAAUGCAACGCCGACUGUUACCGGUUUGAGAAGAAGGACUGCAAGCUUAAGUUUCCAGGAUAAUUAGUUGCUCUCCUGCACGUGUGACACAAACACUUGAUGAUCGCAGCUAAAAGGUGGCUGUGGCAAGGAAAAACUCCCUUAGUUGGAAGAGGAAGAAACCUUGAGAGGAACCAGACUCAAAAGGGAAUUGUGGUAUAUGUGUUUGUUCAACAUUCCAGUGCAAAUCUAAUCUUCAUUUGCUGUUAUAAUAACCUCCAAUCUUCUGGGAAUGCAUUCCACAAGAUUUUGGAGCAUGGCUGAGGGGAUUUACUCAUUCAGACACAAGAGCAUUAGUGAAGUCAGGAAACUGAGAGUUUGUUUGGUCCCUGCCACCUGUGUGAUGAAUUCCAAAUGACAUCUCCUCCAGGGUGUCUCUCUCUCCCUGGUGGAGCCAUGCUGCUACUUUAGGGGUCUUUUGGGGGGGUUGCCACGUCACAUCAUGAAAGGCUACACCCCCCACCGCACACAUCACAUCUCUGACUGUGACCCUCCACACACGCCCUCCCGCCUAGAUCCAAUGUACCCACCCUCAGCAAGUUCCACCCUCUCGCGGCAACCCUACGUUGUCCCUUCUUCCACCAUGGAUCACUAUGGAGCCAUGGAGCCCCAUCAUUUCUCCAAUUCACCAAGCUCAGGUGGUCUUCCCCCAGACUGCCUGAUGCCCCUCAGCAACCAGCUGUCAACCAGCAGCACUUUCCCACGUAUCCAUUUCAACUCCCAUUUUGAGCAGAGUGACUUCUCACCUCCAGAUGGAGACAACAUCAGGGGCAUCAGCACAGGCACACUUGGUACCUCUAUGUCUGUAGGCAUGGGAAUGAACAUGGGGCUUGGAGCAGGACGCACAACCAUGAUCACCAGUGGAUCUGCUACUAUAUCAGGUGCAGGGAAGAUGAACCGGUUACCAGCGAACCUCUUGGAUCAGUUUGAAAAGCAGUUGCCAGGGCAGAGGGAUGGAUUCAGCACCUUACAAUUUCACCGUAGCACAGCUGUGGAAACAACUAAACAACAGCAGCAGCGCACCGAUAGCCCAGGAAAGAUCCGUUAUCUGGUCCACUCUGUGCAGAAACUCUUUGCCAAAUCACAGUCACUAGAAAGCUCGGCUAUGAAGGGUAACAUGAAUGGGCGAUCAGGAAGCAGUGCCAACGAGGACAAACACCACCGGCGCAGCAAAAGCAAAGACCGGGCCAAGAGUGAGGGCACUGCAAAACGGCGUCCACGCUCGAACAUGUCUGGCUACUGGAGCUCAGAUGACCUGGACAGUGACAUCAUUAACUACAGGAGCCCUGUGGCAAUGAUGACUCUGGGUCGUCAGAGCUCUGCAUCAGGGUCAGCACUGGAAAGCCAAGUGAAUUCAAAGUACUUAAUGCAAGGCUACAACACCAUUAGUGAGCACACACUAAAAGCCUCAAAGAGCAGCAAUGACAUGAAACACCAGGGCCUCCUUGCACUACCAGGCCCUGGGGGAGGAGGAGGAGGAGGAGGAGGAGGAGGAGGAAGAAUGGCAGUUGUGGAAGGGAAUUAUGGGAAGGGUGGACAAUGGUCCACACUCACACUGGGGCCAAGUAGACAGUUGUGCCAGAAGGGCUCAGCCACACUGGAUCGCACUCUGCUCAAGUCCAAGUCAUGCCAACAGGAGCUGGCCUGCCAUUAUCUACAGGUGCGAGGCAGGAUGCCCUCUACAGGAGAAUGGAGUGGAACUAUUGGUCGAGCUGAGAUUCCAUGCAGACGGAUGCGCAGUGGUAGCUACGUAAAGGCUAUGGGGGACCUGGAGGACAGCGAUGACUCAGACAGCAGCUUGAAACCCUCACCAAAAACUGCUGCGCGCAGACAGAGCUACCUGCGAGCCACACAGCAGUCCCUCAGUGACCAGUUCCCUUCCAGAAACCGUCCGCUGGACUACUCGAUGCUGCAGGGGGAUCUGGAGGCCCUAUGGUCUCCCCUCCAUAGCAUUGCCACUCUGCAGCAGAUCGGACGCUCCGUAAGUUGUCUUCCAUCUCUGCGAGAAUUCUCUGGGAAUCGCAGUGUGGAUAAUUUGGACUGUAUUGGAGGUUCUGUAAGCUCAUCAUUCCCACGCUGGGAUGAUGAUGACUUCAGCCAGGGCUGCAGCACACUUGGACGCAACAGCUGCAUCAGCCAGAUGCGGGAUUCAGAGUUGAACCAACGCUAUGGAGAAGACUCCUGUUCAGAAUCUGUGUUCGGAGAGAUGCACGCACUCACACGCUCUCACUCACGGGCAGAGGACCCUGAUUUGCCCACCUGCUUCCGUUCCCGAAGCCAUAGUUACCUACGUGCCAUCCAAGCUGGCUGCUCCCAAGAUGAUGACACAGCAUCACUUGAUUCAGAUUCACCGCCACCCACUGCUACAACUGUACGCACUUACAGCACCAGCACCGUCUCAACAUGUAUAACAACGUGUAAGAAGAUAGCCCCGCCCCCUGUCCCUCCUCGCAAUUCCAACUCCAAGCCCUUCAUUUCAGUGACUGUGCAGAGCAGCACCGAAUCAGCACAGGACGGUUACCUGGACAACCACGACCGCAAGAGCCAGACGAACGGCAGCUCGUCAGACAGCAGCCUGACAAAAGGAUCACGGUCUCACCCACCUGUACUUGGACCUCGCGAUCCACAGGUUCCAGCAGCUGUGGUGCUUUUACCCGACUCUUCUCGUGAGCUGCAGAAUGAGCAGGUGAAAGUGGGAGGAGCAACAGACGAACCCAGGACGGAGCCUGUACCCCGUCGCAAACUUUCCUCUAUUGGAAUACAGGUGGACAGCAUCCAGGAAAUUCAGAACCGAGUCGAGACGCCGCCGCCAUUGGCCAGAUUCCAGUCGAUUGGAGUGCAGGUGGAGGACGGCUGGACACUCAGCCGCUCCAGUAGUAUGGCAUCUAAGCAGGAAACUGACUCAGACACACAAGAUCUCUCUCUUAAUUCUGUCACCAGUCUUACAUCCAUUAACACUUCCAGACCCGCUGAGAAGAAAGUCAUGGUCAACAGUGCUAGCCAAUCUGUGGACUUCCACGCUCAAAUCUCUCUUGACAAUGGUAGCCACGACGAUGAUGUUGUGACAACCAGCGGUCCUUCCCGCCAGCUCCUGACUAAUCGCUCAACAACAAGAAGUAGCUCUUCCUCAUUUUCAGAGAGUUUAGACCCCGCGCUUGACCCAUCCUCCCUGCCUCCGCCUGACCCCUGGUUGGAGAGUGGUAACGGGACUGGAAACGGAGGCCCCACACACACGUCUUCAGCUGGCAUGUCGGCAUGUCGGAGAGAUGGGCAUUGGUUCAUGAAGCUGCUGCAGGCAGAGACUGCACGGAUGGAAGGGUGGUGCAAACAGAUGGAAGAGGAGACCAAAGAGCACCAGCUCUCUGAGGAGGUGCUAGGUAAGGUGCGCAGUGCAGUGGGCAGUGCUCAGCUCCUUAUGUCUCAAAAGUUUCAGCAAUUCAGAGGGUUAUGUGAACAAAAUUUGAAUGUGAACGCUAACCCGAGACCAACAGCUCAGGACUUGGCAGGAUUCUGGGACCUUCUGCAGCUGUCAAUAGAAGAUAUUAGUCUCAAGUUUGACGAGCUCUACCAACUCAAAGCCAAUGACUGGAAACUGGACCGAGAUUCUCCAGACAAACAGAAAAAUCAGAAGCAGGCGCCACCUGUGCCAAAGAAGCCUGGGAAGAACAAGGCAGUACUGAACCGGGAGAAAAGCAGCGAGGCGGCAGAAAAACAGAGGCAGGAAGCCCGCAAGAGACUGAUGGCAGCCAAGAGAGCGCAGUCGGUCAAACAGAACUCGGCCACCGAGAGCUCGGACAACAUCGAGAUCUACGUCCCCGAAGCCCAGACACGCCUCUGAGAAAAGAGAAAUGAAGAAACAGGCCCACAGCUCACCCAUGUGGAGAGGGGGAAGAAUGAAAGGGAAAGGGAAUACAAGAGUGAGAAAACAUUUGAGCGCUUCACAGAUCUGCUCUAAUAUCAAAUGCAAAAUGCUCUUUAUUUUGGUGGCAGCCUAAAAUCGAGAAAGGUGAAUGUGGAAAUUGUGAACAGGCCACACAAAGAGCUUCUCUUUUCAGAGACUGCCAAGGAAAACCUCACAGACAUUUAUUAUUAUUAUUAUUAUUAUUAUUAUUAUUAUUAUUACUUCUUAUAAUUAUGCCACCAAAAGUCUAUAUCAGACUGUUUUAAAUGUUCUAUUAUCUUGAAUAAGAGAUUUAAUCUAUGUGGACUAGGUAGCCACACUUGGAUUUUUUUUUUUUUUGCCCUUCAUCACCCCAUCCAGUAGAAAAUCCUCCUCUGGUUUCCAUACACACACUUGCUUGGAGGAUUCCUUCUUGUGUGUGCCCUCUCUGAAAUACUCGUCUUCCUGUUUACUAAUUUGGUUUAUUGACUUCAGCCUCUAGUGCAAGUUAUAGAAAUUGUGUCUUUGCACUAAACAGUAACAGAUGAACAAAAGCCUGUUAGAGUGGAAAAGAACGGUGUAGACAUUUAGGCCACUUUAUUUCACCCAGCUGGUUUUCACUCCUGCUUUGACUUUUUCAUUCAUGGUAAACUUUCAUACCAUUUAUCGGGUGCUUGCAAAUUGUUACUGCAAAUGCACUCCAUUUUAUCGGAGCAAUAAGUAUGAUUCUUAUUGAAAACGUAAUUAAAAAGCAUAAGCAAAAUAAAAACCACUGAUUAGUAUUAAAUGUAGGACAUUUUGGUGGGUUUUGAAGAAAGUAUUGCCUAUUGUAUUAUCUUGAUCAUGUAACAGUGAUCUAAUAAUGUUUGACUGAACCACAAGAAGUACAAUACCGCUUAUUGUCCCUUUAAUGAUUUUUUUUUAUACCCAGUUUGCAUUUAGCUACAGAAAGUAAUGAGAGAAAGCAUGUUUUAGUCGUUUUAAAUCUGCUUGCCUUUCAUUAAAUACAGUUAGAAAUGUCACUUUGUCAUACUGAAGGUAGAAGCUCUGUUCUUUCAGGAAUGGAGGUAGGGCCUCAUCAUCACAACAAACCCAUGGCCAAAGUUAGUACUUAUUUUUUAUUUAUUUUUUAUUUUUUUGCUGUAAGAAAAAUAUUUGAUCAUGAAAGAUAAGUGAUUAAUGAACUCAAUCUAAAAUGCACACCCUGAUUCUACAAUCAUUUUAUUUAAUCAAUUUCCGGCAUUCUGAAGCCGUGUAACAUUACAAUUCAUAGUUAAAACAAUCCUACAGUAGUCUGUGCAGUGACAGCAUCUCUCUCUGGUUAUUUGGGUCCUACAUCGUGUUAGCUGUCCUGAGAAUGUGGCAUUUAUUCUGCAUUUCACAGUCUGUUUUUGUUUAUGAUUUUUUUUUUUAAAUUCUGAUUCAUUUACUUUGUUUAUCUUGUUAUUUAUCCUCAUUGAAGUUACGUGUCUGUUUAAAUAAGAUCAUUAAAUUCUGUUGUUUUAUAUGGA
Molecule: messenger RNA, 5702 nt
Organism: Tachysurus fulvidraco (yellow catfish)
Lineage: Eukaryota; Metazoa; Chordata; Actinopteri; Siluriformes; Bagridae
Gene: dlgap4b
Product: discs, large (Drosophila) homolog-associated protein 4b
Exons: 15
Coding region: 754-4149 (1131 amino acids)
Biological process (GO): signaling
Cellular component (GO): glutamatergic synapse; postsynaptic specialization
Molecular function (GO): molecular adaptor activity
Source: RefSeq, a predicted model, not a curated record